Molecule: messenger RNA, 1077 nt
Organism: Abrus precatorius (Indian licorice)
Lineage: Eukaryota; Viridiplantae; Streptophyta; Magnoliopsida; Fabales; Fabaceae
Product: histone-lysine N-methyltransferase ASHR2-like
Exons: 1
Coding region: 1-1077 (358 amino acids)
Molecular function (GO): protein binding
Source: RefSeq, a predicted model, not a curated record
AUGGAUUUUUCGAACUCUCUCUUGAGAAUGGAGCAAAUUGCUGGAAAAGGUAGAGGAUUUGUUGCAGCACAAUCCCUUCAAGCUGGUCAAAUAAUUCUCAAAGAACCCCCUCUCGUUCUCUAUUCUUCUUCUCCUCUAUUCUCUUCUUCAUCAUCUUUCUCUUACUGUGAUCACUGCUUCAGAAUCUUACCAUCUAACACUCACACUCUUCCAUGCCCUUCUUGCUCUCACCACCAUUUCUGCACCCAAAACUGCCUCUCCAUUGCCCUCAAAUCAUCACACUCUUCAUGGGUAUGCAAAGCUUUGUCCUUUCUGCAAGAUUCCAAUUCACUGUUUCAACAAUCCCAUGUACGCCAAGUCCAAGCUCGUUUCAUUGUUGCUGCUUACAACCUUUUCCUUCAAUCCCCUUCGGAUCUACAAACUCUACUUUCUCUUCAUGGCACUCCAGAUUCUACCAUUGUUGAUGCUGCUAAGUUUCUUCACUCUUUGAUCUCACCCCUUUUCUUACCCCUCAGUGAUUUUUCUGUUGAAUUUAUUUCUCAACUUCUUGCCAAGGAUAGACUGAACUCCUUUUGCUUAAUGGAUCCUUAUUCCCCUGAUGGGCCUCAAAGAUCCAUUAAAGCAUAUGCUAUUUACCCAAAAGCAACAUUUUUUAACCAUGAUUGUAUUCCCAAUGCAUGUCGGUUUGAUUAUGUGGACACUAGUGAUCCUGGUGAUGAGCACAACACUGACAUUGUUAUUAGGUUGAUUGAGGAUGUUCCUAAAGGGAAAGAGGUUUGCAUUAGCUAUUUCAGGAUCAGCAGGGAUUAUCCUACUAGGAAGGAGAUCUUGAUGGAGGAUUAUGGAUUCACUUGUGACUGUGAUAGGUGCAAGAUUGAAGCAAAUUGGAAUGAUGGGCAAAGCCAAGGAGAGAACAGUGACUUGCCACACGUGCGUUUCCUUAACAAGUAUGUUUGCGAGAAAAAGAAUUGUGCUGGCACUAUGGCUCCUUUGCCUCCAAAAGAUGAUGUACCAUCUCAUGUUUUGGAGUGUAAUUUCUGUGGUAAUUUGGAAAAAUUGACAUUGCUUAGUCCUUGA